UGUGGCGCCCGGGGAGCAGUUGGGGGGGUUCGGUGCCUUGCUCACGGGCACCUCAGUUGUGGUCGGCCCGAGACUCCAACCCACAACCUUCAAGUUACAAGUCAGACUCUCUAACCAUUAGGCCAUUUGUAGGUUUUUAACUUUCUGGUUACACAGAACACAAGGAACACAAGUGCUGUGGAAACAUCUGGUCUUCUUUGUGUGUUUUUGUUUCAGAAAGCAGUUUUGUGUGUUUCUCUCCUAAAGUAACAGAGUUUCGAAAUGAUUUAUUAACAGAUAUGUUACUGUACACAGUAACUUCAUUGACGUCUUUGAUUCUCAGGACAGAACAAAACAGGCUUAUGAAAUGGAAAGGCUGUGCAAAUUUAAUUUAAACAUGAGCACUAUUUUCAAUAAAUACAUUAGUGGGACUUGCUAAAACCAAAUGAAUCACCAACUGGGCUUUUUUAUUUAUUAAAAUAUCCCAAAAUCACCCCACAAAAACCUGACAGACUUUAUAACUUCCUCUAAAAACAUCAUAUUUUAAAAUGACAGCUCUGAAUUUCUACAUAUUUACUUUGAAUCUUGGUUUUAUCCUUACUGUACUGUAUGUAGUGGUUUCGAGUAAAGGAUAAGCUUCACAGAAAUCCGGAUGUAUUUUAAUGUAGCCCAAGAUGAGAUUCAUAAUUAUACCACACUCUUAAAUAUAAAGCUACCAGGAACAACCUAAAAGGUUUUUUUUCAGUAAUUGAAUAGGAUAACCUUUUUAUUUAUUUAUUUAUUUAUUUAUUUAGUUAGUUAGUUAGUUAGUUAGUUAGUUAGUUAGUUAGUUAGUUAGUUAUUUUGGUUCCUGAAAGGAAUGGCAAAAAGUUCUAAGUUUUAACAUCUGUGGAGAGUUUUUAACAAAAAAAAAAAAAAAAAAAAAAAAAAGAUUGUGUUAAGGCUUUAAAAAUCUAUUUAAUCUAUUCUAUUCAUGGUGCAUAAAGCUUAGGGGGGGGGGUCUUUUAAGGUUCUUACCAAUAAUGUAAAGUAUUGGCAUCAGUGCCAAUGUUCCUGACAUCUUUACAGUGAUUUUAAGAGUAAAAGAGUGUAUAGAUAGAUGUAUAGAUAAAUGUACCCAAUAUAUAAACAGAUGCAGAUUGUGUAUAAAAUGUCCUUCAGGUUGUAAUGAAAUGCCAUUAAAUACUAAAAAGGUCAAAGCCUCUGCACAAGAGAGAUGUAUUAUACUGUCUUACAAAUGACCUUCUGUAUCAUUCACUGUUGUACAGGGGUAGGAUAACCAGCAAUUCGGACGUCACUCUCUUCUCAGCAAACCCCUCCAGAGUAACCAGAACUUUUUGUUUAUUCAGCUGGUUAUGAUCACACGCUGCCCCCGCACACCACAGACUCUAUUCUUGAAUAACCUUCUGUUCAAUGGAAACGUUCUAAUGACAUUAUCAGUUCUUUAUAGUACCAGACAUUCUGACAAAGUACUAUUUUAAAGCCUGCAUGGCAUCAAAAGACAUGGAGUCAUCCUGAAUGACGUGUUCAUGCCUAUACAUAGAGCCUGAUGUAUUUAACAAAGGUAAGUAAAAAUGUAGAUAGAGUCUGAGAUUAUUUUCAGUAAAACCAUGUAAUAUCAUUAAUGGCUUCUGCUUGUGUGUUGACGUUGGAGAAAAAAAUCCCAUAGAGCUACUUUAUUUUGUAUUGAUCGCAUCGGUCAUGAGAGUUGAUAUAUUUCCGUCCAUCAUGAAUAAUAGAUAUUUUACUUCGUAUUGUUCAUCCUUCAGAACUUCUUUCUCUGGCAGUAAUGAUGCAGACUGUAAGAGACAGUAUUACCUAAUUAGUAUACCUAAUUACUGAUAGAUUUCAGCUGUUGUCUUGGCUUUUCAUGGCAUUUUCCACAUCCCUUCUUUUUGUGUUGAAUACUUUAUCCCAGUGUAAUUCCAUUUUAUUACACAUAACUUAAAUUCUGAACUUAUUUGUUUUGUUUUCUUUGUAUACUUGGGUUGCUACCGACAUCUGGUGAAAGUUGUAUGUCGACAGCACCUUCAGAAACAGAAAAAUGGUGACGUGUUCAAUACUUAGUUCUAAAAUGUUCUUGUAUUAUUCCUGCUAUUCCUGUUAUUGUCAUUAAUGUAAAAGUAGGACAUGAGAAUGACAAUGAGCAGAACUUUGACAUGAAUACAUUCAUGCGGCCAUGUACAGAGUCAUGUUCGAGUUUUCCAUUAUAGGAAAGAGGAAGGAACUGGCAGGUGAUAAGACUGGUGUCAUAAAUUUAAUAGCCGAAAGUUGUUUAUGUCUGUCUUAUGCUAGGAUUGACCAGAGAUGAGGUAAGUUUAAUAUUCUAGUGAAGGAAUAUUAGCAUUAUUCAUGUAGUUAGCAUUUUAGUAGUGUGUUUCAACAGCAUCAGCUAACCUCAUACUAAAAGAAAAAAAAGUUGACCCUUUAUACAUCUUCUUGUUUUUGAACCUGAUUCCAAACAGAUGUAAUAUUUUAAUUAUUUACGACUGAUCGUUUCUGCCUAGAAUGUUUAUGUAUUUUGAUCUUUUUCUCCUUGAUCAAGAACCUGGUCACUUAUUCGUCACAUCCUUAAUUUCUUGAAUAAAUCAUAAAAGAAAUUGCAAAUCAUGAUAUUUUUUUACACGUGAUACAUGACAUAUACUGUAUUUCACAGUCAUAAGUGAAAUAUCUACUACUAUGAAUUUUAAAACUAUCCCCUUGUACUAAAACUAUCCCCAGUAUGUGACAUUUUGAACAAUUCCAGGGUGUUAUCAUGUUUACUUUGCUUUGUGUCUUUUAGGCUUUUCCCGGGGACAUGAUUUAUAUUUUCAUUUCUCUCGAGUUGAAUGUCUUUUUUCUUUAACAGAACAAAUGUGUUAUUGUAAUAUUUGGUGAAAGCAGUUGUAAUGACAGCUCAGUAAUCUGAGAAGGUUUCGAGUGGCCUUUGUGUUGUACAUGUACAUCGGCUUAUGUAGGGUGUUGUAGCCUUGUGGUUAAGGCGCUGCACUACUAAUCGGGAAGGUAGUGAGUUUGAUUCCCAUGUCCGCAAAUCUGCCACUGCUGAGCCCCUCAACAAGGACCUUAACCCUCAAUUACUUAGCUGUAUAAAAUGUAAGACACUCUGGAUAAAUGUGUCUUCUAAGAUGCUGGAAAUACUUAUAUGGUAUAUUUAGAAGUAUUGAACAUAUUAGCUAAUAGAAUCCAAAUUUUAUCAGUCCCAUUCCUGGUUUAUAUAAAUACACCACCAUGUACUGGGCAGUGGUGAGUCAGUGGUUAAGGCUCUGGGUCACUGAACAGAAAGCCAUUGAGCCCUUGAGCCGACCGGUCCAUGAGUGCUGUAUCAUAUCUAAUCCAGACUGGAUCUAAGGCUAUGUCAAGAGAAGACUUUUGUUCUGGUGUAAUGUUUAAGACAAAUAAAGGUUUUCUGUUCAAAAAUAAUAUACAUCGGCUGUAUAAUAUACACCAGUCCAUGUGGACAUAAAUUAAAUAAAGGAUAAUUUUUUUCUUAUUAUGGAUGCUACCCUGUUCUGAAACAAACAAACAAACAAACAAAAACAAAAAAUACUAGGAAUAGAUGUUUCUCUAACGGAAUUCAGGAAAAGUGUGUGUGUGUGUGUGUGUGUGUGUGUGUGUGUGUGUGUGUGUGUGUGUGUGUGUGUGUGUGUGUGUGUGUGUGUGUGUGCGUUAAGUAUUAUUUAAUCUCACGUUUUCCUGGAAAGGUCCGUGGUGACGCAUUCAGAGCGUAUUAUAAAGAGGCAGGAGAUCCUCCGCCUUGACAACAGCUUUGGGGAGAGACACGCGCACACUGCACGCUACUAUGGAAACCGUAGAGAUUAUCCUCACAAUGUUGGUGAUAUACAGCAGCACAUUGUCAUUUGUGCUCUCUCAAAACGAGACCACGUAUUUGCGAGAGAUUUCCCCUGGAAAGACAGUUUUGUGUAAACGCUGCCCUCCAGGAUACCGUCUACAGGAGCACUGCACGGAGAAGACGCAAACCGUGUGCAAGCCGUGUACUGUAGGAUAUUACACAGAGGUCUGGAACUACAUCUAUGAGUGUCUACCUUGCUCACGGUGCCGGUCAAGUCAGUUCGAGGUACAGAAGUGCACGAGUACGACUAACCGCAAGUGUGGGUGCAAGGAAGGCUUUUAUCUCUACACCUCGGACAUCUGCCGGCAACAUACUGUGUGUCCAACAGGACACGCUGUCAUACAAAAAGGCACUCCAUUCAAAGAUACAGUGUGUGAGCUUUGCAAUUCAGAUGAGAGGCUUCUGCAUCGUGGCAUUAAUCAAAACGUGUGUGUUAGCUGCAGCAGUAUCGCAAACGAAGGUUGGGUUAAAUUCAUCAUCCAGCCCUUUAUAGAAAUCUUCAAGAAUCACAGUACAAGAAAGUUACAGCGCUUCAUUGGAAACUUAACAAAUUCAUUGGACGAAUGUUCAUCCAAUAAGGAUUCCUGUUUCCAGAAGCUGGAGCAGUGGUUUAGUAAAUCUACAGAGGAGGAGGUCACCAACCUUCCCAAAAUGAUGCAGCAGUUCAAUAUAAAGAGUCUUAACCUGUCCACUAAAAUCGAGAAGAGACUUAAGACGAUCCUAGAUGAAGUCAAUAUGUGCAGAAACAAGUUCCUCUGUUCUGUUUUUUUUAAGUUCACAUUUUAUUUCAUUGCUCUUAUAUUUAUGAUUAAAUUUGUCAAAACUUGAAGUGAAACCCACUGCAAGAUUAAUGCAUGAGAUGUUAACAGUCUUAUAAAAGAAAAAUCAGAAAUAGAAAAAUGACUCUGAAAAUGUUUUUUAAUGUGCUUUUUAUUCUGUGUUUUAGGACUUUGUUUAAUAUUUAUGUCUUUUUUUUUUUUUUUUGGUUUGGUUGUAAAAUGUCUGUACAUUAAAAACAUUUUUAGGUGCCCUUAAGGUAGUGCCUCACUUUUUUCAUUAUGUUGUACAUAUAAAGCAAGUAAAUAGCUAAUAUGAUUAGUGCUUUGUACUGUAUCACUAAUAUAUUAUUUUUUUUCAACAAUACCAUGAAUAAUACAUUGCCAGACUGCCUCAUGCAACAUUAUUACCUCGUCGUGUUUUUUUUUUCUUUUUUGUAUUUUUUUUAAGUUGUUUUUGACUUCAAAAAUGAAACAUUUUCUAUGUCCACUAUGGUGUCAUGAAAUCUGCAAAGAAAUAAAAUGCAUAUAUACAAAACUAGCUACUAGGAAGAAGCGUUAUUGUUAGCAGCUAUUGACUGAAAUUCAGUCUGAUCCAUGUCUUAUGGCUAA
Molecule: messenger RNA, 5217 nt
Organism: Tachysurus fulvidraco (yellow catfish)
Lineage: Eukaryota; Metazoa; Chordata; Actinopteri; Siluriformes; Bagridae
Exons: 4
Coding region: 3779-4657 (292 amino acids)
Molecular function (GO): protein binding
Source: RefSeq, a predicted model, not a curated record